UCAAAAUGUUGAUGUUCGGAAAGUACUUUUUGAUCACAUUUUUCGUGGGCCUUUUGCAUGGCAAUACCAAAUCGCAGGAUAAUAGUUUUCUGUGUGUAUUACAAGAUGCCCCCAAUCAGUGUGGUGCAUUUUGUCUUUCGGCAAUGUUUCCACUAUUUGAUCAUAAUAAGCAGCACCGACAAAAGUUGGACACUCUCGCUGGUACUCUAAACAGAAUAGAAGGUCAAAUAAAGGUCCUUCAGGAUACGAUCACAGCUCUAAACGUAUCUAUUGAGGAAUCCUUGAUCAAGAAGGUGUCGGAGAGGAAUGAAGGUCAGUUGGGAGCGAUGCUGACCGAAAUGGAAAACCAACUAAAAACACAAAAGAAAACCCCUUCUGGAAUAAAUAAUAAUUUCAUUCUACCUGGUUUCAAAAAGAUCGGUACAAGAUUUUUCUAUAUCGAAACAAAAAAUUUGAAAGAUUGGGUUUCUGCUGAAACCUAUUGCCAGAAAAAGGGAGGCCACCUUGCGUCUAUAAAAGAUCAAGAAGAGUAUAACGCUAUCAUAGGAAAAAUCGAUGAAAGCUUCUGGUUGGGCAUCAACGACCGGGUAAAAGAGGGGAAGUUGGUGUCGAUUGCAUCCGGAAAGCCAGCACAGUUUUUAAAAUGGUUUUGGAAUCAAAAUAAAGCUGAAAACCGUCACUGCGUUACGUUAUCAAGAUUUGGAAUGUUCAGUGUAGAUUGUAAUAAAAAACUGCCUUUCAUUUGCCAGGGAGACUCUGAAAUAUAACGGAAAUUGCCUUGAAAUUAUAAAAUUUAAUAACAAUUAAGUCUGUUAUUUUAGUAUACGACAAAAAUAAAAUAAGUAUUGAAUGCA
Messenger RNA from Drosophila eugracilis, 854 nucleotides. Its product is annotated as accessory gland protein Acp29AB-like. Gene Ontology annotation, molecular function: signaling receptor activity. The coding region runs from base 6 to 767 and encodes 253 amino acids. NCBI's taxonomy places the organism in Eukaryota, Metazoa, Arthropoda, Insecta, Diptera, Drosophilidae. The transcript has a single exon. The record is from RefSeq and is a predicted model, not a curated record.